Aricia agestis (brown argus) is the source of this 3654-nucleotide messenger RNA. RefSeq names its product NPC intracellular cholesterol transporter 1 homolog 1b-like. The record is from RefSeq and is a predicted model, not a curated record. NCBI's taxonomy places the organism in Eukaryota, Metazoa, Arthropoda, Insecta, Lepidoptera, Lycaenidae. Bases 1 to 3654 code for a protein of 1217 amino acids. The transcript has a single exon. Gene Ontology annotation, cellular component: membrane.
AUGUACGGUGAAUGUUCAGUGGUGGGAGGCUUCGGUAAGCCCUGUCCGUUUUAUGAGGAUGCUCCGAGUAUACUUCAAGGAUUAUCACCUGAGGACCGUGCAGAAACUCUAAGGUUGGUGGAGUCGAGAUGUCCAGCUUUGUUAUACGACGAGGAAGGCAACAGAAAGGACGACAAUGACAUCGUGGCCUGCUGCAGCGGCUACCAGCUUAGUAUUUUCGAAGAAAGUCUGGUCGUAGCCGACGGCAUAUUCGGCAGGUGUCCCCGCUGCAUGAGGAAUUUCGUGAGGCAAAUAUGCGAGAUGUACUGCUCGCCGGAGCAGGACCGCUUCGUGGAGGUGGAUGUGGAAACCGACAACUUCGGAGUGGAUUACGUCAAUGAAGUCAAUUACAGAGUAUACGAGGACUACAUGACGAAUGCCUUCAACUCCUGUGCGGGUAUACUCGUCCCCCAAACGGGCUUGCCGGCGGUUAACCUGAUGUGUGGUAAUGCCGCCGCGUGUGAUGCCGAUGCCUGGUUCGGGUUCACGGGCGAUCAAUCUAUCAACCCCCUGGCGCCGUUGCAGAUAAACUUUCUGAGUUGGCCCACACCAGAAGACUCCAUGAGCGCAGAGGCACCGCUCUGUCAUGAAACCGAAGAGGGCGAUAUUCCAUGCAGUUGCAUGGACUGCAUCGCUAAUUGUCCAGCAGGUAACGAGCCUACAUUACCCGAUAUAUGCACGGUGUUUUCCGUAAAUUGCAUUGGCUUCUCUGUUGGAAUACUAGUAUUCGCUAUAACUGUUACAAUUUUCAUGAUCCUCGCUUUACUCGAGUUUAGAAGACGAGGCACCGGAUCAGAUGGAGUCGAAAAGGAAUAUACCUACAAGGUCAAUCCUAUUACUAAGUUAUUUCAAAAAGUUUUCGAAAAAAUUGGCAGGUACGCUGCCGGAAACCCUAUUCUGAUGAUUAUGAUCACGAGCUGGAUCGCGUUUGGUCUUUGCUUGGGGAUACCUAGAGUUUACAUGACGAAUUCCCCGCUUGAACUUUGGUCGGAGCCAUCAUCUCGUUCUAGACAAGAAUUCAAUUAUUUUAACUCACGAUUUGGUCCAUUCUAUCGCGCUUCCCAAGUUUUCCUCACUGUAAAUCUCGACAAUUUUGUUGUGAGUAAUACGACGUAUGGACCAGCGUACAGGCUCGAAGCUAUUGAAGAAUUGAUCAAACUUGAAGACGCUAUUAUAAACAUUAGCAGAGACGAAGACAGUGUUAAAUUAGAAAACGUCUGUUAUGCACCGCUUCGGCCGAUAGGUGCCGAACAAAGAGUAGAAGACUGUAUAACAAUGUCAGUGGGAACCUAUUUCCCAGAUAGAGUCGUUAACAAUGCAACCUACUUGACUCAAAUUCAGAAUUGUUUAAACAAUCAUCUUCUUUUCAAUUGUAUUGCAAGUUGGGGAGGUGGUGCUGAUCCAGAAAUUGUAGUAGGAGGAUAUGAAAAUAAUAUUUUACUAGCAGAUACGCUGCUUUUGAAUUUCCCUAUAAAUAAUGAACUUAAUGAAGACGAUCUUGUGCCGGUAUUAGAAUGGGAAAAGAAAUUUAUCGAUCUGAUGCACGACUACGAAGAAAAUUGGAAAUCAGAUUUUAUGGAUGUAGCUUUCGGUACUGAGAGGUCUAUUGAAGAUGAACUUCAAAGAGUGUCCGAAGCAGAAGCUAUACCGAUUGUUAUCAGUUAUAUGCUUAUGUUUAUUUAUGUAAUUUUUGCUUUAGGAAAUAUAAGGCAAUGUAAGACUUUCCUUAUUGACAGCAAAAUUGUAGUAGGAACAGCAUCAAUAGUAGUUGUUCUUGUAGCUAUCGCUUGUGCCUUAGGUAUUUUAGGAUAUGCUCAAUUUACAAUAACAUUGUUAGCAGUCAAUGUUAUACCAUUUUUCAUAUUAUCAGUAGGUGUAGAUAAUGUAUUUUUAAUGGUUAAUACUUUACACGAGGUAGAAGAUAAUAUUAAAGAGUAUGAUGACUUUGAUAACAGCUUAAACUUUGAAGAAAAGAAGUGUUUUAUAUUUUCUAAAGUAAUGGGUAACAUAGGACCUUCAAUGUUUGUGUCGUCAGUAACUCAAAUUACUUGCUUUGGAAUCGGAAGCUUAGCAAACUUACCGGCUGUAAGAUCUUUUGCUUUGUUUGCAUCAUUUUCAUUAGGUUUACUUUUUAUUUUUCAAGUUACGACUGUUGUAGCGAUAUUAGCUAUAGAUUAUAAAAGAUUGAAGGAAAAUAGACUUGAUCUUUUCUGUUGUGUGCAGAAAAAAGUGGUAGAGGACGAAGAGACAUUUCAAGAGAAGAAACCUUUUGUGAGCAGAACUAAGAAGUUAAUGACACCAUAUGCCAAGUUUCUUCUUAAUUGGCGUGUUAAAAUUAUUGUGGCUAUAAUAUUUAUGUCAUUUUUAUCAAUUUGCAUCAUUCUGAUUCCCCAAAUAGUGAUAGGCUUAGACCAAGAAAUGGCGUUGCCAAAGGACUCAUACGUAUACAAAUAUUUGGUAGCAGUUAGUGAAAAGUUAGUACUCGGUGUCCCUGUAUAUUUUGUCCUCAAAAGCGGCUUAAAUUUUACUGACACGGAUCACCAAAAUGUAAUUUGUGGUAGUCAAAUGUGUCGCGACGAUUCCUUGACUACUCAAAUAUUCUUAGCGACACAAUACAGCGACAUUACAUACAUGAGUAGAAGUUCUAAUUCUUGGUUGGACGAUUUCUACGAUUGGGCUACUCUACGAAAUGCUUGCUGUAAAUACAACGUCACAGAUGGUAGCUUCUGUUCCAGCACCAGUACUGCUCCUGAAUGCUCAUAUUGCUCUAUCGACAGAGGAGAAUUCGCCAAUGGCUUGAGACCUGAUAGUGAGGCGUUCUAUAAAUACAUACCAUUCUUUUUACAAGAUGACCCAUCGGAUGCCUGUCCGAAAGGAGGGCUAGCCAGUUACUACAGCAAUGUUAAUUAUAUACUCGACGCGGACGGUCGGGCUCAUGUCCACGAUUCUAAUUUUAUGGCCUAUCAUACAACGCUAAAAACCUCCCAGGAUUUUAUAGCUGCAACUCGUAAUGGCUACGAAAUCAGUGACUCUAUCACAGCCGUUAUCAGGGAACAAACGGGGACUGAUGUUGAAGUGUUUCCCUAUUCCGUUUUCUACGUCUUCUUCGAGCAGUACUUGACGAUGUGGGCGGACACUAUCAAAUUUCUCUCCUACUGUCUGAUAGGGACCUUAGUCAUUAAUUUAAUAGCUACAGGCUUCAACAUAGUGAUUACUUUGGCUUUGAUGAUCACUGUGAUUAUGGUAAUGAUAGACAUGAUGGGUAUAAUGUACAUGUGGAAUAUUCCCCUGAACCCCGUGUCUUGUAUCAACCUGAUCGUCUCCAUCGGUAUAGCUGUAGAGUUCUGUAGUCACAUGGCCUACGCCUAUGCUACAAGCAAGGCACCCCCCAAGGAGAAAAUCCCCGAUGCUUUGAGACGAGUUGGAGGUACAAUUAUUACUGGAAUUACGUUCACCAACAUUCCAAUAAUUGUUCUAGCUUUUUCGUAUACUGAAAUCAUAGAAGUGUUCUUCUUUAGAAUGUUCUUUAGUAUAGUAAUAUUAGGUGUCCUCCAUGGAAUGGUUUUCUUCCCUGUAUUAUUAAGUUACAUUAACGAUUUAAAAUAUAAGGUGUAA